Messenger RNA from Erythranthe guttata (spotted monkey flower), 2833 nucleotides. The record is from RefSeq and is a predicted model, not a curated record. NCBI's taxonomy places the organism in Eukaryota, Viridiplantae, Streptophyta, Magnoliopsida, Lamiales, Phrymaceae.
CCGAAUAUCUACGUGUCGGCAACAUUGAUUCAUCCACCAAUUUUAAUACGACGUCGUGAGUGAUGACAUCAUAUUGGAGAGUGAGUCAACGCUCCCAUCAGCGAGUGGAGGACCGUUGCCACGUGAACGACUACGAACUCCCAGCUGCAUCACAUUUAUAAUGACCAUGUUGCCCCUCAAAACUUCAUUUGAAAUGAAACGAACGAGAUAGAAGUCGAGGGCAAUUCCGUCAACGAAGGUGAGUCUUCAGUCUCAGCGUUAAUGUCCAACCAUCAUCGUGUAAUCGCCGUCUCCUCCAACAAAUCAAUUCAAAAAAUCCCCAAAUAAAAAUUUCCACUCACUAAAUUCCUCCCUUCAGAUCUAAAUCGCCAUUGUUAGUUACGCAAAAAAAACCAGUAAUUUUGUGUUUGGAGGCUAGGAUGGGCGGAGUGCCAUCGUCGGCGCGAGCAGGCGGCGGAGCGUGGCCGCAGGAAACGGCCGAGUACUUGAUCGGGGAAUUCGUCGGCGAGAAAUCGUUUCCCCUUGCCUCGGACUACUGGCAGAAGCUUCUCGAGCUUCCACUCGAUCUUCGCUGGCCGUCUUAUCGCGUUCGCGAAGCUUGCCAUAUGUUUGCAAUGAAUAAUGGUAGUACAAGGCACCUCACAAAGAUUCUGAUUCACCUAGCAUGGUGCUUGCAAGAGUGUGUUUCGGCUUCUGAUGUGGCAUCCCCUGCUUUCUCAAAAGCUCUUAAUGCUUUGUUUAUAUCAUCUGUUUUUCUGAAGUAUGUCAUCGAGAAUUCUAAGAGUGACAACUUUGAAGAACUAUACUUGUCGCUGGAAGAAACUGAUCCUGUGCCCAGUAAUUUUGUAAAAGCAGGUCAAAAUGUCGAAAACCUUAUCAUGCUCAGUGCACUUAGCUUUAUUGCCAACGUUGAUGUUAGUCCUGGAACAUAUCUUCUGCAUCAAGAGCUGCUCAACUUCAUAUUGAUUGCGAUGUCUACUCAACUUCUCUCUGGGCCAACACCAGGACCGAAUGAUGUCCACCCUUUUAUCGAUGCAGCAAUGGCUCAGGAAAGUUCUUUGGUUAAUCUUGUUGUCCGCAAGUUAUUGCUGAAUUACAUCACACGCCCACAGUUUCCUGUAGACAGUUCAUUUUCUAUAUUAUCUGAAGGAAAUCAGCGUGGUGUCCUAACGAGAGUUCGCUCUGCAGCUGCAAACUUAAUGCUAUUUCCGUUCAAUUACUUGGCCAACAGAAACGGUGAAGAUUCAAAGAGUCCAUUAGCAGAAGGCAGUCCUAACGUUUUACUUAUUACUAGUUAUUACCAUAAAUGUAUAUUAGUUGACUAUGUGAAGGAUAAAAGUCAUAACAGCAGUCCCGAGACCCUCCUCAAGGAAGAAACAUAUUUUUCUGAAAACCCUUUCCGCAAAGCACUACAAAAUGUCCAGGAUAUUGAAUUUGAUCACAAUGAUAUAGAGGGGAAUGCACACAGUGGUCCGGUUAUUAGACUACCUUUCACUUCUAUUUAUGAUACUCUUGGCAUGUGCUUGGCAGAUGAAAACUCUGUUCUGUUGCUUUAUUCACUGUUGCAUGGAAAUUCUGAUUUUCUGGCGUAUGUUUUGGUGCGAACAGAUGUAGAUACACUGUUGAUGCCCAUGUUGGAGACACUAUAUAAUGCCCCUAGCAGGACGUCCAAUCAUAUAUACAUGGUUCUUGUAAUCUUUCUUAUACUAAGUCAAGAUUCCUCUUUCAAUGCCAGCAUCCACGAACUGAUUCUUCCUAAUGUUCCAUGGUAUCAAGAACGCCUCCUUUAUCAGACUUCUCUUGGUUCCCUCAUGGUGAUAAUUUUAAUCAGGACUGUUAAAUUCAAUCUCUCUAAGCUACGGGAUAUCUACCUCCACACUAAUUGUCUCGCAACUUUGGCAAACAUGGCACCACAUGUUCACAGACUGAGUUCAUAUGCGGCGCAGCGGUUGGUUAGCCUUUUUGAUAUGCUUUCACGCAAGUAUAACAAAUUAGCGGAGGUUAAGAACAACAAGAUGAACACAUCAUAUAAUGAUGAUUUAAGAGGAGUCGGCCUUCCUGAUGAUCCGUCAGCUGAACUGCAUAUAUAUACUGACUUCCUGAGACUUGUGCUGGAGAUAAUAAACGCAAUCCUAACUUACGCAUUGCCUCGAAACCGCGAGGUUGUUUAUGCAAUAAUGCACAGGCAGGAAAUUUUUCUACCUUUCAGAAAUCAUCCACGUUUUAUCGAGCCGUUGGAAAAUAUAUAUACUGUAUUGGAUUUCUUUAAUAAACGGGUUGAUGCACAGAAAGCAGAUAGAGAAUGGUCGGUGGACAAACUACUUGAAGUCAUAAUCAACAACUGUCGAUCUUGGAGAGGCGAGGGCAUGAAGAUGUUUACGCAGUUACGUUUCACGUACGAACAAGAGAGUCAUCCUGAGGAAUUCUUCAUCCCGUAUGUGUGGCAGUUGGUAUUAUCGCACGGUGGUUUCACUUUCAGUCCGAGCAGCAUUAACUUAUUCCCAGUCCCCGUAGAAGAAAUAUACGAGCACGAUGUGGAGAAGCCCGUAAACGGAGAGCUGAAAGAAAACGGACUUCAAGUAGGGAUUCCUGUAUAGUGGAGUUUUUUUGUAAACCUUAUAAUGAGAUUCUAAGUGUAAUGUACAUAUAUUAUAUAUACAUAUACAUACAUAUAUAUACACACACGUGUAAUAGGAAGGAAUUUUCAAUUCAUUUUUUGUUUAUAUUCCUUGAGUAUAUAGAUGUAUGUCUUUUCCUAUGGAUAUCAUCACUGUAACGUGUCCUAAAAUUUUUGCAAAUCUAUGAUUUUGGAGCUGUGAACUUAAUAUCAAAA